UUUCUGUCAUAUUUCUGUUCAGUCCAUGUGGGACCUGAGCUGCUCCACACCUACUCAAACUACUACAAGUACGAUAUUCUCCUGCUGGUUGUUCGCCUGGCUGUGCUGGCCGCUGUCACACUUACAGUUCCUGUGGUGCUCUUCCCUAUUCGUACCUCAGUCGGCCACCUGCUGUUCCCAGGAAAAGACUUCAGCUGGAUCCGUCACGCUAUCAUCACCCUGACCCUGCUAACAGGAACCAACAUUCUGGUCAUCUUUGUCCCGAGCAUCAGAGAUAUUUUUGGCUUUAUUGGUGCCUCUGCUGCUGCAAUGCUGAUCUUCAUCCUGCCCUCAGCUUUCUAUAUCAAACUGGUUAAGAAGGAGUCAAUGAAAUCCAUGAAGAAGAUUGGAGCUAUGAUGUUCCUGAUAUUAGGAUUUGUUGUCAUGUUUGGCUGCAUGACUCUUAUCAUCUACGACUGGAUCAUGAACGCUAUGAAAGACAAAGGUCACUGAAGCUCCCGCUCUUCUGCUGGUGGACAGGAACUGAAAUUUAUUUUCUUUCAAUUUUAUUUUAAAGUAGUUUUGCUUUAAUGUACUAAAAUAUCAAUUAAUCCUAAUCCUAAAAGAUACUUUCAGUUAAACAGCACCUAUUUAAUAUUUACCCUAAACUCCUGUGGCUUUACACAGGUUCUAAGGUCUCAGACUCUUUGUGCUCAAUAUAAUCUGGAUAGAUAUAUUUUAAUUACACAUUUUGUAAGACUGCAAAUAAAAAAAUUAUAGCAACUUUAAAUCUAAUAUUUUUUAUAAAGCACUUCAGUGCUGCUAUAGAAAAGCUGGCCCGACUAGAUUUUCCACGGCCCGCUGAGACUGAUUUAUAUUAUAGUCAUCUUUUUAUAUAUAUAUAUAAAUGCUGUUAACAUUUUUGUAAAUAAAGUAAUGUACUACCUUUUGAACCUCC
Messenger RNA from Poecilia latipinna (sailfin molly), 937 nucleotides. RefSeq names its product sodium-coupled neutral amino acid transporter 2-like. The record is from RefSeq and is a predicted model, not a curated record. Gene Ontology annotation, molecular function: L-glutamine transmembrane transporter activity. Lineage: Eukaryota; Metazoa; Chordata; Actinopteri; Cyprinodontiformes; Poeciliidae. Gene Ontology annotation, biological process: amino acid transmembrane transport; L-glutamine transport. The annotation marks the transcript as partial. Gene Ontology annotation, cellular component: plasma membrane. The transcript is spliced from 4 exons.